Messenger RNA from Folsomia candida, 3206 nucleotides. Its product is annotated as probable ubiquitin carboxyl-terminal hydrolase MINDY-4. Gene Ontology annotation, biological process: protein K48-linked deubiquitination. The coding region runs from base 1351 to 3063 and encodes 570 amino acids. The record is from RefSeq and is a predicted model, not a curated record. Lineage: Eukaryota; Metazoa; Arthropoda; Collembola; Entomobryomorpha; Isotomidae. The transcript has 7 exons. Gene Ontology annotation, molecular function: K48-linked deubiquitinase activity; cysteine-type deubiquitinase activity.
AUGUGAGAUAAGUUGUGAAUUUUAUUUUAUGAAUAGCUACGUAUAUUUUGAAUACCUAUGUGCUUUGUGGCUCGACACUUUACAUUUUUAUGCAAAUGAAUUUUUUCGUGAAACCCAACAUCUUGAUUUGAUUUAUUACACUUUAUUUCGUAUUAUUCUGGUGUCAAAUUCUACUCUAACCGUGGUGUUUUGAGUUAGAAAAAAAAACUUAAAAUAUGUCAAAAUUGGUAGACGAAGUGACCUGAGUAGUUGUAACGGCAAAAAUUAACUAGAUUUGGCUUUUUCCUGGUAGUGGAACGGGCAAUGGACAUGUUAUCGUUGCCGCCCCCCUUCCUUCGUCGGGUAUUAAAAAUCAGGUCCUACAUGCAUGCUUUUUUGGGCAUAAACAUCCCGCAUAAUCAUGAACACUUAAAAUGGGACACACAGCAAUAAUAUAGUCGAUCUAUGGACACAAGUUGGUCAGUGUCAGUCAGUAGUGGUGGUUAUGUAUGCAUUUGGGUGGUCACCUUGACAGCCGUGCCACCAACACAAGCUCCCAGUCCUAUUUCAUCACGACUUAUAGAUUGCACACACCAAUCUCAUUCAUGAUAUUGCAUUGUGCACCGUGUGUGAACAUUUCACGGGUUUCUUCUUACGUGCACUUUUGCAAUUCACUUAUUCAUACGAGAUGAGUGAAGACCUCGUCUACUCGUCUUUGGAGAAAGGUGUCGAGAACACGGAUUCCGCAAAGAAGCCAAACCCAAACUUUGUGGAGAAAGUGUCAAUUGCUCUCGUUCGAGAAUAUCUCUUCAAAAAAAAUUUCAGAACGACGCUUAAAAGUUUGUACGUGGAGCCAGGUUCCUUUGCAGGAUUUUCCAACCGGCGUGGUCCACUGGCGGAAGUACUCCGAUUAGAAUCUCUCCUGAAGGAGAACAAGCGGAAGAGGACGGGUCGGAGUCAUGGCGAACGCACCCCAACCUUUAAUUCCAUGCUGGAAAUCUUGGUGAAGCGUAUCUCGAGAAGGACGACAAUUUCGACAGACCAGCUAAAAACAAGUUCCCAAGAUCCGUGAGCACUCAGGUCGAUCCGCCGCCAAAAGAAAAUACCAAGCAACACAGACUUAUCCAAACAGAGGCGUCACUCAGGUCGAGCGUGGAAGUCCAAACCGAGCCUUCAGAACCUGCAGCAGACGAAGAAGGACAAGAAGAGGUCGACGGGGAGGACGGUCCGUCGGCCAAGGUGUCCUCGCCCUCCUCUCCCCUCACGGAUGUCACAUACGCAACCUCAGACUUCCUCAUCGACCCGGAACAAGUUGCCAGCCCACCUCUCAGCUCCCUCACGCAGUCAUCAGCAGCGGGCGAGAUAAUAGUCAUGGCACAGCAGGAUAUCAAUUCAGGUCCAAGACGGGCGACGAGUCCCCGCUCCCCCGUGGGAAGGAGUCUAUCCGCCAGCAAGUCUCCGACCAGAGAGUCCAGGGGUGAGCAGGACAGUAACGACGACGGCGACCCUUCCUUCGACAUGAGUCCGGAACAACCCGGUCAGAAAGCAUCCUUCGACAACGAAUUUCAGCUCAAACGCAUCGUCAGCAGCAGCAGCCAGGCAGAUGCGAAUCUGAACAACGUGGGGUCAAGUGGUGGUCUGAGUCUCGCGGAAAGUUUGCUGCAGUCGAAGCAAAACAUUUUGGCGCAGGGGUGUCUCUCUCGGGAGGAAAUCCAUAAGCAGAACCGAGCUCAGAGACGCUCCUUGAGUGAGGAAAGUCACCUCAUGCACAGGGUCACACGUCCACCCCGACUUGGCGGCUCCCAGCAGCAGGACUCGGCCAAAGUGGAGACGAUGGAGUUGUGCGACAUUGAGUACGAAGACUUGGGAUUUAGCGAUGGUGGUCUGAUACAUAUUCGCAACGUGCCAAAAUCACAGAGCCAAACUACGAGGAGUCAGUUGGAUUUGGGGAUGUGGAGAAAGUUGAAGGUGGCCACGGUGGGUGUGGGUGGUUUCGUGCAGGAUGGCUGGAUAGGACAGGGCUUCUCCUUCAACCACGACGUCCCAUUUGGCCUCGUCCAAAAUAAGGGUGGCCCAUGCGGCGUUCUUGCCGUCGUUCAGGCCCUUCUGCUCCGGAAUUUGAUGUUUGGUUCCAAGUUUUCUAGGGACGUUCCCAUCGCGAGGAACGAAAUGUUGUCCACACUUGAAGCCAACAACGCCACGCAUUCCACCCACACACAUUCCUCCCUCAUCACCAAGCGAUGCGAUGCGCUUUGUUCCACGCUGGUCGAAAUCUUGUGGCGAUGCCUCCCCGACGAAGACGAGGCUGAGGGGGUCAAAGACGUGGAGAAACCCUGUGUCCAAAUCUGCCUGAAGGGAAACGAGCCGGGGUCGGAAGUAGCAGAAAUUCAUACUUUUCAAGACUUGGAGAGUUUUGUGAGGGAGAAUUGGGACCGAUUUGAUUGUCUGGGACUGGUUUACUCCUGCGUCCUCACACGCUCCCCUGACAGAUUGCAGAUGGACAUGGACUUUGGGGACAGCCCGUUGAUCGGGCAGCAUGGCUACUGUUCCUUAGAACUCAUCAACCUCCUCCUCUUUGGAAAAUGCAUUUCGAACGUCUUUGACCACGAAGUGGCGCUGGAGGGGAAAACCUUACGAGGUGUGCAAACCCAGUCGGACAUCGGAUUCCUCUCUCUCUUUGAGCACUACGGUUCUUGUGAGGUGGGGUCGUUCAUGAAGAGUCCCAAGUAUCCCGUGUGGAUCGUGUGCAGCGAGUCUCACUUCUCCAUCUUCUUCUCGCCCAGCAUGGACAUUGUGAGCAGAAGUGAGGAGCACAGAAUUUUGAGCAACGGCUUCGACAUCUUUUACUACGACGGUCUCGCCCGACAACAACAAGUCAUUCGCCUCACCAUUUGUUUCCCAACAGCCUCGGACCAAGAGCGGGGGACGCUCCACCUGACGCUGCCAUCCAAUUUUAGCCGAAUCUCAACGUCCACCAUGGACGGGGUGGGGUCUGACCACUUGGUUCCUCCCUUGGAAAAGUGCAUCCGGACCAAGUGGAAAAACGCAAAAGUAUUUUGGAACGGGACCGAACCUCUCCUCUAAGCAUACACAUUUACAUAUCUCGACGACGCAUUUUUUAACUUCGUGCUAAAGUGGCUUUGUUCUCUAAUAAUAUGAGUUCUAAUAAUUUGGUUGUGGUUACUGCUAAAAGAAGAAGACGAAGAAUACAAAAGUUUGAGAAAUGA